ACCCUGCUUUACAUUAUCGCAUUCAUUGAAUCUUCCGCGCAGUCUUUCACGUCUCAGAGCAGUACAAGCAAGCGUUUUACAACAAUGGCCAGUUACAUUCACGUCCCCGAAAGCGCGCCGGUGGUUCCGAAAUUAGACGUGACCGUAGACGAGCACGAUUACAGAGCCGGGGCGCUGAAACUGAUCAAGACGCUUAGACCCCACUGGAAACCCUCGGAGGUCAAAAUGAAGUCCUUCACUGACGGCAUCACAAACAAGCUGAUAGGCUGUUACGUUGGUGGUUCCAUGCAGAACGUGGUGCUGGUACGUGUCUACGGGAACAAGACGGAACUGUUUGUGGACCGUGAGAAGGAGGUGAAGAGCUUCCGUGUUCUCCAGGCCCAUCGGUGCGCUCCACGCCUCUACUGCACUUUCAAUAACGGCCUGUGCUAUGAGUUUCUGCAGGGUGUGGCCCUGGAGCCGGAGCACAUCCGCAGCCCUGCCAUCUUCAGGCACAUUGCAAGGCAGAUGGCCAAGUACCAUGCCAUACAUGCCCAUAAUGGUUGGGUGCCCCAGUCAGACCUCUGGCUGAAGAUAAGCAAAUUCUUUUCACUUGUUCCUUCACACUUUGAGGACCCUGAGAUGGACCAAAGGCUGAACAAUGAGGUUCCCAGUGCUGUGUGUCUUAGAGAUGAGAUGAUCUGGCUUCAGCAGAGCCUUUCUAAACUGGGUUCCCCAGUCGUUCUUUGCCACAAUGAUCUGCUCUGUAAGAACAUCAUCUACAACCAACAGGAAGGAAAUGUCAAAUUCAUUGACUAUGAAUAUGCUGGGUACAAUUACCAAGCCUUUGACAUAGGGAAUCACUUCAAUGAAUUUGCAGGUCUGAAUGAGGUGGAUUACAGCCUGUAUCCUGGGCGCGAGUUCCAAUUGCAGUGGCUCAGGGCCUAUCUGGAGGCUUACAAGGAGUACAAAUCACAGGGCUCACAGGUCUCCAACACUGAAGUGGAAGUUCUGUACGUGCAAGUCAACCGCUUCGCCUUGGCAUCUCAUUUCUUCUGGGGACUGUGGGCAUUAAUCCAGGCUCAAUACUCCACCAUUGACUUUGACUUCUUGGGAUACGCAGUUCUCCGUUUCAGCCAGUUCUUCAAGAUGAAACCGGAAGUGACAUCACUCAACCUUCCAGAAUAAUCUCUCAGGUUAUGGCUUGCUUUAAACUAGAGAAGGGCUCCCCCUGGUGGACACAAGUACUAGCUGGAGAGCUCUUCAGUUUUGUAGACUGAACAAUGCACUUACUUGUCUAAACACAUCAUUUUAGAUAAAUCAUUUCUGAACUCACCAUCAAGUUGGUUUAGUGUUGUAGAAAGCCAAAAACCUAAGCCCUCCUUCUCGCUUCUACCUGGUCAAGAAAGAAGUCACCCUAGUGCCCUAGUUGUACCAACUAUUUCAGUGAAAUCCUAUUGCUAAUCCAGAAAGCAACUGGCCCUCUGCCGCCAUGCACAAUAUAAGGAGGCUUACUCUGGAGCCUUGACUUGCCCGUAUAUUUGAAGAGCCCUGGAAAUUAAGAAAUAAUAAAAACACAAACCUCACCUCCCAAGAAACCAAUGCACUUUCCCUCAAAGGACAGAGAACCUUAAACAACAACAAUAUCACGCACAAAAAGAGAGAGGAGGGCCACUGGGUUUGUUUUCAGCAAACUUCUAUCAUCCUAAUGGUCAUUCCUACUUGUUUAAACACGUUUUUAAGGGAAGAAAUUUGUGUACUGUAAGGUAAUUGUAGUUUACUUUAAGGACAGUCGCUGAUGCUAUGCGGUUCUUGCUGAAUGGCGAACAGAUGUGGUAAGAUGUGUAAUUCGGGGACCAAUAGAAGGGUCAUUGUUUCCGAUUGAAGAUUCCUCCCUCAUUCUGUCACUGUAAACCACUGAACCACAUUCAUAAAAUUCUCAAUGUUUUUUCAGCGUGGUGCUCGAAGAAGGUGGAAGUAGCUGAGGCUACUAUGAGCCGGUAGCUAAUCUGAAGCCCACACCAAAGUUCUGAUAUUUCUUGCUUUGUACAUGAUGCACAGUGUAUUUUUCCCACAUAGAAAAUAAUGUGGGGUGAAAUUUACUGUUUGAAACUGUUUUUUUUUUAUACUUAUUUAAAUGAGAUCGCUAGGUGAGCUGUGUGUUUGUCUGGGAGGUAUUGGUGAAUUGUUUUUAAAGAAUGUAUUCCCGGAGGCCUUAAUGAAGGCAUCGCCCACUGGACACACUAAAGCUUUUAUAUUCUUACUCUGAACUCCACUUACUCCACAAUAGCUAAAUGUCUUCUUUGCGCAAUUAUUUUUGAGAACAACAGUCCUCAUUUGAACCUCCGAUUAACCACUCUUUCUGCCUGAAAUUAAGUUUUAACUGCAAGAAAUUAAGAAAUGCUGGGAGUAGAGAUUUUGGUAGCACUUUAUUUUACAGUGUCCCUGUUACACAUCUUGCUGUUGUAAUUAUAAUAACUGUGUAAUUACAAGUAGCUCUAUAGUAGUUACAUAAACAUUACAUGGUAAUUACAUGUAGUUUAUUAAAAUUACUACAAUGUAAUAAAGUGUGACCAAAGUGUUUUCUAGAGCAAACCUCAGCCUCUUAGACGAACUGCUUGCAUAUGCAUCGCUUGGCUGCAUCUCAUUUACCUCUGUUUCCAGUGUCGGUUUGCCUAUGUUACAAACAACCAUAUACAAUACUGUAAAUACUAGAAACUGUGAACUCUGGUUGUUUUAUUGUAGUCUGAAAUAUGCUUCUUUUUCUAUGCCAAUUCUUUGGUAACACAGCUUUGAACGGUCAAGGACCACAGAAUGCUACUUUUUUUUUUUUUUUUUGUAAUAUAAAGUAAUAUAAUACACCCAGAAAUUUUCAUAAAGAUCCUAAUAUUGGGAAACGUCUCACUUCUAACAGUUAGCUGUUACUGAGAUUAACUGAUUUCUUUGCACUCUUUAGCAUUUGUAUAAAACAAAGUGAUGGGUAGUUCCAAACUUUCAGCCAACGAAGUGCUUCUGGUGAACUUCGUACUUUGUACAGUACUGCCUCAUGCAAGUAUCUACUGGCAGUUUUACUAUAGGUGUAUAUGUACAACUGUAAGCAAACUGUAAAAUAAAUCUUUGCUUAAACUGACCAUUGUGAAUAAACUAAACAGAGAUUCUUUUUUUUUUCCUUCUAAACAAAUGUACUGUUACAUAGAUUUAAUAAUCUGGGAAUGAAAUCUGUCAGUGUUGCAUUUUAGAUUCUGUAUCAAAUCUAUGUGAAUAGAAAUAAAAAAUUCUACAGGUUUUAUUUG
Messenger RNA from Myxocyprinus asiaticus (Chinese sucker), 3272 nucleotides. RefSeq names its product ethanolamine kinase 1-like. Gene Ontology annotation, biological process: phosphatidylethanolamine biosynthetic process. Gene Ontology annotation, cellular component: cytoplasm. NCBI's taxonomy places the organism in Eukaryota, Metazoa, Chordata, Actinopteri, Cypriniformes, Catostomidae. The coding region runs from base 85 to 1167 and encodes 360 amino acids. Gene Ontology annotation, molecular function: ethanolamine kinase activity. The record is from RefSeq and is a predicted model, not a curated record. The transcript is spliced from 8 exons.